AUGAGAAGGGUACGGGGGUCAGAGUCGGGGCCUGAGCGCUGGGCAAGGGCCACAGCCCUGACAGCACAGGGAGAGGGCGGACUCGGCCCGGGGGCGGCGACCAGGACGGCCCCGGCUCCCCGGAGUUCGCCCAAGUCCUCGAGGUGGCCCGGGUCGGCCCGGCGGCUCCAGGCAGCGGCGCCGGCGCUCGGCAGCGGGCCAGGGGACCAGGACCCCGCGGGAGCGCCGGGCGAGCGGGAAGGGGCCGGGCCGGCCCGGGCGGACGGGGCUCGUGCGGCGCGGCCGAGCGCGGCCCUGGGCCGGCCCCGACUCCUCCCCUCCGGGCGCGGCCUCCACCUCAGCCUCCCGCCUCCCUCACCUGCCGCCGCCGCCGUAGUUGCUGCUGCCGCCUGCCGGUCCUCUAGCUUCGACAAAGGGCCGCCCACCCUACGGCUCUUCCGCUUCCUGCGGAAGGGGCGACGCUCUAGCCGCCAGACCCGGAACCACACUCUAUGGUCCACUCGGCGCGCCGCUCGCAGCAGGAAACUCCCGGCGAGCCUUGCGCGUCACCAUGGCAACACGGCCCAGCCGGACCCGGAACACAAGCGGCGCCGACUCCUGCGCGGUGGCGGCGGGGGACGCGCCCACUUCAUCGCACGACCCCGGGAGCGCACUGACUGCACCGCCAGCUCCCGAGAGCCCGGGCCGGGGCCCGCACGCUGCACGGCGCUGGCCACACCAACUCCCCACCCAAUGGAGCCGCAAGAGACACGCGACAGCAGAUUCUCCAGCCGAGAGGCGACAAAGAGGGUUUAUUGUACACGAGUUACACCCGGCACGGGGCGGAGGGCGGGCGGACAGGGCUGGUGUGGACGGGGUCUCCGCGAGCCGGCGGCGAUGUCCCAGGUCCGUCCGACUCCCGCGAUGGUCGCGCGGCCCGGCGACUUGCAGGCACCGAGGCUGCUCCGGCCCCGCGCGCACGGGCGCCGCUCACUUGGACCUCUGCCUCAUCUUCCUCCUCUUGCGCUUCAGCCUGCGCAUUCGCUUCUUCCUCCACUUCGCUCUCAUGGCGCACGGGACCCUAGGGCGGAGGGAGAGAAGCGACAGUCAGUAUGCUGCGGCGGUGGUCGGCGCAGGGGUCGGAUGCGCGCGGAUGGCACCCGGGGUGCGGGCACCGGGCCACGGAGACUCACCCGGGAAGAUGGCGUUAAGGCCGAGAGACCGGCGCGGCCGCCCUACUGCUAUUUAAUGGCGUGCUCGUGUCGUCACUUCCGGCGACGCCCCCUCUGUCCCCCCCCCAGGGGCGGAGCUGGUGGAGUGACUGACUUCCGGGUGCCUUACUGCAGGAAACAAAAUGUUUGGAGUGCGAGUGGUUAGGUCCCGCCUCCCCCGGGAUUUAGUUUAAGGCCCUGGUGUUAUUUCAGCACGAGCACCUGUUUCC
Messenger RNA from Peromyscus leucopus (white-footed mouse), 1420 nucleotides. Its product is annotated as translation initiation factor IF-2-like. The record is from RefSeq and is a predicted model, not a curated record. NCBI's taxonomy places the organism in Eukaryota, Metazoa, Chordata, Mammalia, Rodentia, Cricetidae. The transcript has 4 exons. The coding region runs from base 1 to 1356 and encodes 451 amino acids.